CAGAUCAGAGAUCAGAGAUCACAGAUCAGAGAUCCCCGCUAGCAUCGUGGAAUAUGUUCAAGUUACUCGGCCUCACGCUGCUCUGCACGGCGGUUCUGGCGCGUCCCGAGCCACCGGUCAACUCCUACCUCCCGCCCUCCGAUAGCUAUGGUGCACCCGGACAGAGCGGCCCCGGAGCACAGGGUGGAGGCCCAGGUGGUCGGCCAUCGGAUUCUUACGGCCCGCCUGGUCUAGGACAAGGACAGGGACAGGGACAAAGACAAGGACAAGGUGGUCUUGGCGGCAAACCCUCGGACACCUACGGUGCCCCAGGUGGUGGUGCUGGCAACGGCAGCGGACGUCCCUCCAGCAGCUACGGCGCUCCAGGCCAAGGCCAAGGACAGGGCCAGAGCCAGGGUGGCUUCGGCGGUCGUCCAUCGGACUCUUACGGUGCCCCAGGACAGGGACAAGGACAAGGACAAGGCCAGGGCGGACAGGGCGGACUAGGCGGUCGUCCAUCGGACUCUUAUGGUGCUCCUGGUGCUCCUUCCGGCAAUGGCAAUGGCAACGGUGGACGUCCUUCCAGCAGCUACGGUGCUCCGGGCCAAGGACAAGGUGGUCGUCCUUCCAGCAGCUACGGUGCUCCAGGUGCAGGAUCCGGCGGUCGUCCCUCAGACUCUUACGGCGCCCCAGCAGGGACAAGGGGACAGGGCGGACAGGGCGGACAGGGCGGACAGGGCGGAUUAGGCGGUCGUCCAUCGGACUCCUACGGUGCUCCUGGUAAUGGCAAUGGCAAUGGCAACGGCGGCGGUCGUCCCUCCAGCAGCUACGGCGCUCCAGGCCAAGGACAGGGACAGGGCCAGAGCCAGGGUGGCUUCGGCGGACGUCCUUCCGACUCUUAUGGUGCUCCUGGAGCACCUUCCGGCAGUGGCAACGGUGGACGUCCCUCCAGCAGCUAUGGUGCCCCCGGUUCUGGUUCUGGUUCCGGUUCCGGUUCGGGCGGUCGUCCAUCCGACUCCUACGGUCCUCCUGCUUCCGGUGCAGGAGCUGGCGGCGGACCCGGCGGACCCGGAGGCAGUGGCGGCGCCGACUACGACAACGAUAUCGUCGAGUACGAGGCGGACCAGCAGGGAUACCGGCCACAGAUCCGCUACGAGGGCGAGGCCAACGAUGGUGGUGCCAGCGGUCCUGGUGGCCAGAAUUUGGGCGCCGAUGGCUACUCGAGCGGUCGUCCUGGAGGCAAUGGCAAUGGUGGACGCCCCGGUGGUCAGGAUCUUGGCCAGAAUGGUUACUCCGGUGGACGCCCUGGUGGCCAGGAUCUGGGACAGAAUGGUUACUCCGGUGGACGCCCUGGAGGACAGGAUCUUGGCCAGAAUGGUUACUCCGGCGGACGCCCUGGUGGACAGGAUCUUGGCCAGAAUGGUUACUCCGGCGGACGCCCUGGUGGUCAGGAUCUGGGACAGAAUGGCUAUUCCGGCGGACGCCCUGGUGGUCAGGAUCUGGGACAGAAUGGCUACUCCAGCGGUCGGCCCGGCGGCAACGGCGGCAAUGGAGGCAGCGAUGGCGGUCGCGUGAUCAUUGCUGGCCGUGUCACCGGUCCGGAUGGCAGCGAUCAGGGCCAGGGCUACUCUGGCGGUCGUCCUGCAGGCAAUGGCAACGCUGGACGGCAAGGCGGUGGUCAGGAUCUUGGUCGCGACGGCUACUCCGGCGGACGUCCAGGUGGUCAAGAUCUCGGCCAGAACGGUUACUCCAGCGGCAAGCCACAGGGACAAGGCCAGGGGCAGGGUCAGGGUCAGGGUCAGGGCCGCAAUGGCUUCGGUCCCGGCGGCCAGAACGGCGACAACGAUGGCAGUGGCUACAGAUACUAGACGACAGGACAGGCAACACCCGUACUCGUAGAUUCGUACUCGAUUCCAGGACACAUUAGCUAGAACUUUCAGUACCUAGAACUUAAGACCUCCUAGAACUUUGAACCCUCCUCCCCCCACCUCAUUCUUAGCCCAAUCUCGAAACUCAAUCUCCAUCUCUUACUCAUCUUCGGGGUCCAUUUACCAUCCCCAUUCCCGAUCUAUCAUCAACCCCAAGACUCCGAUUAGAAUAAGUUCGUAUUGUUGUAGAUGCAAGUGCAAGAAAAUAACCCAAAAAAAGAUAUAAUGAAAUGAU
Messenger RNA from Drosophila obscura, 2142 nucleotides. RefSeq names its product pro-resilin (gene resilin). The record is from RefSeq and is a predicted model, not a curated record. NCBI's taxonomy places the organism in Eukaryota, Metazoa, Arthropoda, Insecta, Diptera, Drosophilidae.